AUGCCCAAAGACCCCACCGGUGACCCCAAGGCUCACUCCGCCGACGAGUUCAAGGAUGGCAUGUCCGGAUCCUGCCUCUGUGGCAGCAUUACCGUCACCAUCAACGAUCCAGAGCUCUUCAUCAAGAAGCGUGGCCAUCUCUGCCAUUGCUCUAAUUGCCGCAAGGUCGCUGGCUCCUACGUAGCCUCCAACCUGCUUAUCGAGCAAGAGAAGGUCAGCAUUGUGGACAGAGACGGCACUUUGAAGACCUAUGAGGACAAGGACAGCUUGAGUGGGAACCCUGUGUACCGCUCCUUCUGCUCCACAGAUGGAAAGUGAGUUGUACUCUCGUGGCUCCGUGACCGCACUCGAGCAUGCUAACGCCUGGAUGACAAGUCCUGUCAAGUCUGAGACUGCGGCCUAUCCUGGCAAAGUCGUGCUGAAGAUGGGCAUGUAUCCUCGAAUUCCGCAACCAGAAGCGGAGGGAUUCGGCCUCCACAAGCACGAUUGGCAAGGCCAACACCAUGGCAUUGACACGUACGAGAUUAAGUGGGCUGGUCCAGAGAAGAAGUUGAUGGCCAAGGGUACCUAGACACAGCUUGCCAAAAGUUUCGACGCGCCUGCAGAAAGACUUGUACAGACAUGCUGCCGGUGGAGUAUCCAUAAGCACUUUGGAAACAGCACCUUGAUGGUCACGUCACAUUGACCGAGUUGCCGAUUGUCACACCAGUUUCUAUCUCCGCAGCACACCGUCCUAUUCGCUUCACAUUCAUGGAGUCUGCUAAAAUGAUUUUUAGGAAGACCUUAUCACUUCAGCAUCUGUCACAAGUUGCUCGACAUCGGCAAGGUCCUCAAUGUGAGCAAGAGGUGCUGUGUGGCUUUCUGAUUUCUCGCGACUUAAUUCGCGUGCUCUGCGCUCAUGACAUUCAGGGAAUGCUUUGCGGCAGACAAUCUCGCGAGUUGUGCCUUCGACAAAGCGAACAAUUCCCUGGAUGCGCCUGACUUUCACACAAAGGUUAAUGAAGCGAAGAACAGCAUGAUAGAACUUACGCACUUCCUCGUUCACCUUGCAAUCUUACCAAGGCUAUCGCGAUUGAUACUUGACAGGCUCAUUACAAGCAUGAAUCCUGCCAUGAAACCAUUGCUGAACUCUUGGAAGGCAAGUCAUCGACGUUCUGGCUGUCACUCACAUGAACUAAUCGUCGUCAGAGAACUGAGAACCAUGUUGACGGACUUCUUCAGCCACGUGCGGCAGGAGAGAACCCACAAGACAAGAGCCUCUUCAAUUCUCUCCUCCAACAAGAUCUCGAGGAACAUGAUCUCACUCGCAGUCGUCUGAUAUACGAAGCCAAAGGUGCCAUUGGUGCGGGCAGCGAGACUGUUGCAUGUGCAUUUGCUGUUACUACUUUCUACGUUUUCAACCAACCGGAGAUAAGAGCUCGUCUAGUCUCUGAACUCAUGGAAGCCAUUACAGAACCGGAGACUGCGCGAGACUACGAAGCCCUCGCCCACCCUCCGUACCUCUCGGCUUGCAUCGAAGAAGGUCUCCCUCUGGCUUAUGGAACAGUAGAGCCCAGAGACAGGGCUUACGAUGGCGGCCUUCUAAUCCAUGGGGACUGA
Lecanosticta acicola is the source of this 1599-nucleotide messenger RNA. Lineage: Eukaryota; Fungi; Ascomycota; Dothideomycetes; Mycosphaerellales; Mycosphaerellaceae. The record is from the annotation of a GenBank genome assembly.